AAUCCUCUAUAUAAUCCAUCUUAGAGUUCUUCUGGACUAAACUAAAGAGAAGAAAAAAAAAACUCACAAAGCCUAAAAAUGGAACCUAUCAAGAAACAAGGAAAACAUUUUGUUUUGGUACAUGGUGCAUGCCAUGGAGGUUGGUGUUGGUACAAGCUAAAAUCCCUAUUAGAGGCUGCAGGGCACAAGGUCACAACCUUUGACUUGGCAGCCUCUGGCAUUGAUUUGAGAAAAAUAGAGGAACUCCACACACUUCGUGAUUACACUUUGCCAUUGAUGGUAUUGAUGGAAUCUCUUCCACAAGAGGAGAAAGUCAUACUGCUAGGACAUAGUCUUGGUGGUAUGAAUUUAGGAUUUGCUAUGGAAAAAUACCCACAAAAGAUCUAUGUUGCUGUUUUCUUGGCUGCUUUCAUGCCUGAUUCCCUUCACAUGUCCUCAUAUGUUUUGGAUCACUACUAUGAACGGACGCCAAAGGAGAAUUGGUUAGAUACCCAAUUUUUACCAUAUGGUUCACGUGAAGAGCCAUUGACAUUCAUGACUUUUGGGCCCAAAUAUUUGGCUAACAAGCUCUACCAAUUAUGCUCUCCUGAGGAUCUUGCAUUAGCAUUAUCAUUAGUGAGACCAAGCUCUCUGUUUCGGGAAGAUUUGUCGAAGGCGAAGUAUUUCACAGAUGAAGGAUAUGGAUCAGUGAAGAGAGUUUAUAUAGAGUGCACAGAGGACAAAGGCAUACCAGAAGAAUUUCGACGAUGGCAAAUCGACAACAUUGGUGUCACUGAAGUAAAGGAGAUUCAAGGUGCUGAUCAUAUGUCAAUGUUAAGUAUGCCCAAACAACUUUGUGCCACUCUCUUGGAGAUUGCCCAUAAAUACAAUUGAUCUUUACAUUUAUUGUGUACGUCCUCGUCUAGAUGCCAACAUCUUCAACUCAUCAUUUGAAUAAUUAGUUGUUGUUGUUUUUUGUUAAGAAGUAUGUAUGCUGUAACCAUGGAUUUGAUCCAUGGAAGAAAACUUGACGAAGAAGAAGAAAGGAAUUUGGGGAAAUCAAAACUAAUUCAUUUCCAUCAGAUUUACAUGCAUUUAUACAGGAGAAAAGGAAGGGAAAAAUAUCUAACUAAGUCACA
Messenger RNA from Solanum dulcamara, 1118 nucleotides. RefSeq names its product salicylic acid-binding protein 2-like. The transcript is spliced from 3 exons. Bases 79 to 873 code for a protein of 264 amino acids. The record is from RefSeq and is a predicted model, not a curated record. Gene Ontology annotation, biological process: salicylic acid metabolic process; jasmonic acid metabolic process. Gene Ontology annotation, molecular function: methyl indole-3-acetate esterase activity; methyl salicylate esterase activity; methyl jasmonate esterase activity. NCBI's taxonomy places the organism in Eukaryota, Viridiplantae, Streptophyta, Magnoliopsida, Solanales, Solanaceae.